Rhinocladiella mackenziei CBS 650.93 is the source of this 1914-nucleotide messenger RNA. RefSeq lists its product as uncharacterized. Gene Ontology annotation, molecular function: carbohydrate:proton symporter activity. Gene Ontology annotation, biological process: carbohydrate transport; transmembrane transport. Lineage: Eukaryota; Fungi; Ascomycota; Eurotiomycetes; Chaetothyriales; Herpotrichiellaceae. The record is from RefSeq and is a predicted model, not a curated record. Bases 1 to 1914 code for a protein of 637 amino acids. Gene Ontology annotation, cellular component: membrane. The transcript is spliced from 3 exons.
AUGGAUUCCUACGACUCACAGCCGAGUUCUCCAUCUCGGACCAGCCUCGAGGAAUUUCCUCACGCCAAUUUCCCUCUUUUGGCCGAUACGGGAGCCGGAAAUACCCAAAUGGGGCAAUCCGACCUCUCACACGUAGGGACCGAUCGAGGUUUUGACCAUGAAUGGCGUGGGGGUGGGCGGAAGGAUCGAAGACUCGACGAGGCAGCUGCAGGUCAUGCCCGCUUCGACCAAAAGUUGACUGUGAGAGAAGCCGUCCGAGAUUAUCCCAUGGCCAUCUUCUGGUGUUUGGCUGUCAGUAUGUGUGUCAUCAUGGAAGGCUAUGACACCAUUCUGAUCGGAAACUUCUAUGCUUUUCCUACUUUCCAGCGCAAAUAUGGCGAGUUUGUUGGAAUCAGCGAUCAAACCAAAUCGGGGUACCAACUCAGCCCGGCCUGGAUGGCCGCCAUUGGCAACGCAUCCUCAACUGGAGCAUUCCUUGGCACUCUUCUCAAUGGCUAUCUCGUCGCCAUCUUCGGGCAGAAGCGAGUAGUCAUUGGAGCCUUGAUUGUCUUAUCCUGUCUGAUCUUCAUGACUUUCUUCGCCCCCAACAUUCAAGUCCUGUUCAUCGGACAGGUCCUCUGCGGUUUCCCCUGGGGAAUCUUCGCCACAACCGCGCCUGCGUACGCGUCUGAAGUCCUGCCAAUGGCUCUCCGGGUAUAUUUUACCAGUUGGACCAACAUGUGCUUCAUUAUUGGCCAGCUGGUGGCCGCCGGUGUGCUCAGAGCCUGCCUCAGUCGCGAUGAUGAAUGGGGUUUCCGCAUUCCUUUCAGUAUUCAGUGGGUCUGGCCUUCCUUCUUAAUUCCGUUGUUGUGCUUCGCACCAGAAUCUCCAUGGCAUCUCGUUCGAAUUCAACGCCUCGAAGAAGCCGAAAAAUCUCUCCGUCGCCUUCAACGCGCCUCGGCCAAAAUAGACGUAAAAAUGGCCCUCGCAAGCAUUGUCCACACCAACAAUCUCGAGGAGGAGCUCUCUGUCGGCACUUCCUAUAUCGACUGCUUCACAGGCUUCGAGUUGAGACGGACCGAAAUAGCAUGUAUCUGCUUCGCAGGCCAAGUGCUCUCCGGAUUGCCCUUUGCAUAUAACGCAUCGUAUUUCUUCGAACAAGUCGGUCUCGCUGCCGAGACAACCUACACCCUCAACAUCAUGGGUACAGGUCUCGCAUUCAUCGGCACUUUGGUCAACUGGUUCUAUCUCAUGCCCUACAUGGGCCGACGUACGAUGUACGUGGUAGCAAUGCUCAUCAUGGCCCUUGAACUGUACCUAAUUGGAAUUCUUAAUGUGUGGACGCACCACAGCUUUGUCGCCGUGAUCCAAGCCUUACUGACUCUCGUCUGGACAUUCACAUUCCAGAUGUCAGUGGGCCAGCUAGGAUGGUCUCUACCGGCGGAAAUAGGCUCGACUCGCUUAAGGCAAAAGACCAUCUGUCUCGCGCGCAACGCAUAUUACCUCGCCAGCUUGACCGCGGGCGUGCUGCAGCCGUACUUCCUGAACCCAGAAGCCUGGAACUUACGCGGCUACAUUGGCUUUUUCUGGGGCACGACCGCGUUCUUAACUUUCACCUGGGCCUAUUUCCGUCUUCCCGAGACCCGUGGUCGGACCUAUGAUCAGUUGGACCUUCUGUUCGCGAAAGGCGUGCCUGCCCGCCGCUUCGCGACUACACACAUGAAUGCCUUCGACGCGAAAGAGACCGGCGCACUGGCGGAGAUGUACUCUCUCGAGGCGUUUGACGAACAACGGUCCAGUGUCAGCAGGGCCACGGAUGGCGAUCCUGAGUCAUCGAAUCGGCGGAACAGUGCUGGUGUUGAAGAGGGCUCUGGUGUGAACUCGGGGCCUCGUAGAAUGGCCGAGUUGGAGCAGUUUAUGAGCGAACAGAAUUGA